AGUUUACAUUCGUGUAAACAAUAAGGAAUUUGCAAGAGAUGAAAAAUCAUUAAAAAAAAAAAAUAUCCAGUAUCAUAAAAGCCCAGCAGAUCAGCUGCCAAUAAUAUAGCCAGCAGAUUAUACAAUUUCCAGCAUAACAUGCAAGCAAUCCUAAGAAAAAAUAUUAAGAAAAUAAUAGAAAAGAAAAUAAAAAAUCACUAAUAAGUAAGUAAUUUCCAAUCGUCGAACCAUGAUUUUAACUGGAAGGAAAUAAAAAUAUUGGACAAAGAAGCAUCAUAUAACAAGAAACUAAUAUCUGAGAUGAUCUUUCUAAAGAAACAGACACAAGGCUUAAAUAAAGAGAAUGACACGGAAUCACUUUUCGAUGGAUAUCUUCCGUUAGUUCAGUCAUUAUCUCCAUCAUAAUGUCUCCACUCGUUAAUGUCCCCAUCUAUUACAUUUUUGCUUUGUCGAAAUUACUCUCUUGUUUUCGUGGCUCAUUUCAACAACAAAGGACACUUAACAGCCAAAUUUUAAAGACUAUUUUAAGAGGUCUGAUUAACGAUGUAAUUGCGGACUUUCAUAUCCAGCAAUGAAUCCUAUGCGAUCGACAACUGUCCAGAGCAGUGAGGAAUCAAGAUCAACACGUAACGAAGAUCACAAUACUUUUGCAGUUUUACAUUCAAGAACUGAAGAAGAGAAGCAGAGGCGCAGACGAAAAUGGCAACGCCAGCAAAAGCGAGAGAGACAACAUGAAAAAUUGAAGGAGCAAAAAAUUUUAGAAUAUGAAAGAAAACAUGCACAAGCUUUAAAAUAUGCCAAGAAAAAAUCCUCGCGUCACAGUCAAAGUAAAAGUGAUAGUGAGUCUCCCUCGCAUGUUCCAUACAGAGGUAGAUCUACAUCAACUGCUUCCAAAUCUGGUAGCCUCCAUGAAAAAUUAGAUGGGUCUACAAGUGGAACAGUACCUUUAUUUAGAGGUCCUCAAAAUGCACAGAUUGAUACUUCGGAACUACGUCGAAUUAAAGUUGAUAUUCAUAGGAAUAUUCCUGUAAAAGGACCUGUUACCGAAUUAGAGAGAGAUAUACUUAAUCCUGAAGAUGUGAUCGUCAAGAGAAGAGAGGGAGAAGGAUGUAGACCAAUAUUCGAUAGGGAAGAAUUGAAAAAGGUUAUAAAUAAGAUUAACGAAAUAGAAGUACGACACACAGAUGUAGUCAUAGAUAAAGAACAAUCGGCCUCGACAAUCAAGUCACGUUCUUUGAGGAAACGUUCUUUAUCCUUGAGUCCUAUUAGGAAUCGUGUCUAUUCUGGAUAUCCAUCUUCCUAUCAAUCCAGUCGUCGCAUGGAUUUGAAGCAUCAGGAUAAGACAGAAAAAUGUGAUACUCGUAAAGAUGAUGGGAGAAGCGAUUUAGAGAAACGCAGAGAAUAUAAAGAGAAAUAUACUGAAAGAGAUGGCGCAAAUAAGCAUGAUAAUAAUCGAUCGCGUUCAAGAGAACGUAACUCACAUUCCAGGUAUAGAACAUAA
This is a messenger RNA of Trachymyrmex septentrionalis, 1501 nucleotides long. RefSeq lists its product as uncharacterized. The transcript has 8 exons. NCBI's taxonomy places the organism in Eukaryota, Metazoa, Arthropoda, Insecta, Hymenoptera, Formicidae. The coding region runs from base 572 to 1501 and encodes 309 amino acids. The record is from RefSeq and is a predicted model, not a curated record.